Messenger RNA from Cetraspora pellucida, 336 nucleotides. The record is from the annotation of a GenBank genome assembly. NCBI's taxonomy places the organism in Eukaryota, Fungi, Glomeromycota, Glomeromycetes, Diversisporales, Gigasporaceae.
AUGCCUCAAAUUCAUACUUUAUUAAAUAUAGAUGAAUGUCAAAAACUUAGAAGUAUACCAUCUAAUCGAUAUCCACCUAGCCGAACAGAACUUGAAAACCAGCUUGUUUGUACAAAUCAAGAUCAAGAAAUUGCUAUAGAUAGUUCAUAUGAAGAUGUUUCUAAAAUUAUUUGUAGAUAUACAGAUGAUAUAAAAAAUGCAUUAAUAGUUAUUAACAGCUACUUAUAUAAAGGUGAAUUUAUUGUAUUUGAUCUAGAUAGGCCUGAGGAUGAUCCACUUGCAAUUUGGCUAAGGUUUGAUACUCUAUUAGAUUUGCAAAAAGAGAUAGAAUUAUGA